Molecule: messenger RNA, 2346 nt
Organism: Leptosia nina
Lineage: Eukaryota; Metazoa; Arthropoda; Insecta; Lepidoptera; Pieridae
Source: the annotation of a GenBank genome assembly
AUGAAGCGUUCGAGUGCGAGCCUGCUGGCCCCGCAGUUGGCGUGCCAAAACUCCCCUGGACCAGCAGCAUCAGCGCCGCCCCUCGCCCCACCCGCUUCACCCCCUCGAAUCGUCUCCGCGCCCCCCGUCCAGCCCCCCGACCCGAGCCCCCAACCGGUUCAGGAAGACGGUGUAAGAUUACGGCGAGCCCACACGGUCGCAGUCAGAGAUUACCUGAAACGGGAAACUCAAACGUUUUUCGGUGUACAAAAGGAUAAUGAAAGGGAACAAAGGAGGUUGUGGCACGAGAGGCGGAGGCGGCACGCGGCGAGGACCCUCGGAGAUCUUCGGAUUGACCUCCCCCCGGAUUAUCACCCCGACGAUGAUGAUAUUAGUAUGUACGGAGCAUCAGGCGCAGCCCCCAGAGAGGCACGGGGGCGAAGUCGCGAGCGACCCGACGUUCUACCUGCGCCGGCGUCGCUCGAGCCUGCGCCGCCGCUGCCCCCUCCACCGGGGAAGGACAGCGUAGCCAGGCUUACACUUACUGGCCUUUCCUAUGUUGUUACUGCGGUGACAAGGCGAUCACGGCAAUCGACGUCUGCGCAGUGGUCGCGAUCAUUUCGGGGCAGCGCGAGCAGUCCUCAUGAAGACGUAGACUUUGACGAUGUCUUCUUCGCCCCUACCUCAAUCGCAUCACCGCUAAAUCAACAGCACCAUGAUGAAAUCGACCCGUCUGAAGGACCCAAAGGGCGAAGAUCACCCCUUGGAUCUUCCAGUGUGGAGUAUAGAAGACCAGAGAGGAGUGUGUCGUGGGGCGCGGGAGGGGUACGCAUCCAUACACCCAUGCUGGAACCACUUGCAGAUAAUUCGAAUAGAAGGCAGUUCGGAAUGGGUGUCGUCGGGAGAUUUUUCCGGCGUUCUCUCCGAAAAUCUAUGACACAGCAGGGUGAAAUAGCUAGGCAGCUAGAUGAACUGACAGACUACCGGCCCUACUUCACGUGGUGGGUCAGCACGGUGCAGACCCUGGUGUUGCUCCUAGCUCUACUUUGUUAUGGCUUUGGACCGGUCGGCUUUGGACGGCACACGCACUCAGGACAAGUUAUGUUGAAGACUUUGAGUUUACAGCAGGUUGAAUGGGAAGAACCAGCUUCAUUUUGGUUGGGACCACGGGCGGCGGAUCUCAUACACUUAGGAGCUAAGUUUGCACCAUGCAUGCGGAGGGAUGCAAGAAUAGCACGGGCGAUAGCGGCAUCCGCCAGGAGGGAAAGAGACACAGCAUGCUGCAUACGAAAUGACGAUUCUGGAUGUGUGCAGUCGUCUAAAGCUGAUUGUUCGAAUACAAUAUCAACGUGGAAGAAAUGGUCUUCUGGAGAUUCAGGUCCUGGAGGUCGGAUAUCAGGGUCAGUUUGUGGAUUAGAUCCCAAAUUCUGCGAAGCACCGCGUUCAAUAGCACCUCACGAAUGGCCAGAUGACAUUACAAAAUGGCCGAUUUGUCGCAAGUCAGUCUUAGACGGGUCCGCUGCUGCUGGUAGAGCAGGGCAUGCUGCGGAGCAUAUGGCGUGUGAAGUAAUAGCUCAUCCAUGCUGCAUAGGAGUCCAUGGGCAAUGCGUAAUCACGACGAGCGAGCACUGCUCAUUUGUAAAGGGAUACUUUCAUGAAGAGGCCUCGCUGUGUUCACAGGUAUCUUGCCUUGACGACGUCUGCGGAAUGUUACCGUUUAUGCGGAGACGUCGUCCAGAUCAGUUGUACAGAGCUUGGACAUCACUGUUCGUCCACGCUGGGCUGCUGCAUUUAGCGGCCACACUUGCACUGCAGUGGCUGUUCAUGAGAGACCUGGAGAAGAUGGCGGGGCCAGUCAGAAUAUCAGUAAUAUACCUGGGCAGCGGAGUUGCUGGGAAUAUGGCGUCGGCCAUCUUUGAACCAUAUAGAGCAGAGGUUGGUCCAGCGGGAGCGCACUUUGGCCUUCUAGCUUGUUUAAUAGUGGAAGUAAUAGGUGCGUGGCCUUUAUUGAGGCAUCCGAAGCGUGCGCUGAUGAAGCUAAUCGGGCUAGCGUUAACAUUGUUUUUCGUGGGACUCCUGCCGUGGAUAGACAAUUUCGCUCACGUGUUCGGUUUCGUAUUCGGUUUUUUGUUGUCGUACGCGCUGCUGCCUUUCGUGACUUUCGGGCCCUACGAGAGACGGAGGAAGAUCGUCUUAGUGUGGGUGUGCUUGGUGUCCGCCGGUGGAAUGUUGUGCGCGUUGAUUGCGCUAUUUUACGCGGCGCCGGCAUACGAGUGUGCGGCGUGUGCGUAUUUUACGUGUCUGCCGUUCGCGCCGGACAUGUGCGCGUCGCAGGAUGUGCGCGUACGACAGCUGGACGGCGUAUGA